This is a messenger RNA of Penicillium brevicompactum, 657 nucleotides long. RefSeq names its product ribonuclease P subunit p20 family protein. Gene Ontology annotation, biological process: intronic box C/D snoRNA processing; tRNA 5'-leader removal; rRNA processing. The transcript is spliced from 2 exons. Gene Ontology annotation, molecular function: RNA binding. The coding region runs from base 1 to 657 and encodes 218 amino acids. Gene Ontology annotation, cellular component: ribonuclease MRP complex; nucleolar ribonuclease P complex. NCBI's taxonomy places the organism in Eukaryota, Fungi, Ascomycota, Eurotiomycetes, Eurotiales, Aspergillaceae. The record is from RefSeq and is a predicted model, not a curated record.
AUGGGCAAGGGGCCUCUGGAACGGAAGCUCAAGUUCGAGAGGAAGAACAAAGACCUCCUCAAACUCCCCAAACAUGCCAAGGUUGAGAAACGACCCAUACCACAUGCGCCGGUUGCAUCUCCCUUCGCGGGAGCUUCGGUGCCCAAAGUUGUCUACGUCUCAAGCAGUACACCAUUCAUGAGCGCUGUCAAGCGCGUCCAGAAACUGCUCUUGCAAGCCGAGAAGCGCGCUACUGCCAACAUCAGCCUCGAAGACCCGCGCAAAAGUGAGCAACAGAUACUCGAGGAACUGUCAAAAGUUUCCGACAAGCGGGAAGAAGUCUUCGUCAAGGCAACUGGGCGGGCUAUCGAGAAAGCGUUGAACGUGGGCAAAUGGUUCGAGGAGAAAACCACGCAGUACACAGUGCGCACCAACACAGGAAGUGUGCUUGUGGUGGAUGAUGUUGUUGAAGACGAGGAGAGGAAAGCGAAAGAGCAACAAAAACGACAGCGGCUAGAGGAACAGAGCCAAGCUGGCCAGGGUGAUGAUACGUCCAAGACAGAUUCCCAGCCAGCGAAGGGAAAGCGCCAGAACGAGCCUACAGAGAAUGACGAAGAACUGCCGGAGAGCCGGACACGGUGGAUCAAGAUGGUUGAGGUCGCCGUGACCCUCAAGUGA